Messenger RNA from Onthophagus taurus, 1597 nucleotides. RefSeq lists its product as uncharacterized. Lineage: Eukaryota; Metazoa; Arthropoda; Insecta; Coleoptera; Scarabaeidae. The record is from RefSeq and is a predicted model, not a curated record.
GUUCGCAGUAGAAAGCGGCCCCACGAUUCUACCGUCCACACAGUUACACAUACAAUUGCGACUUGAACGAAGGUGUCUCAGUUCGUUUGAUGGUGAAGUGUUUUAUACCAUUUUUAUUUUCAAUCGUAUUCGCAAAACCCGUCCGAGACUUUUAACGAAACAACACGAAGAAAAGGAAAGAUGUUGGAAAGGGUUACCUUGAUCGUGUGAUGUGAUCCUACCAUUUGGUGCUGAUCGCGUUUUUUAAGUUUUUCGCAUUCUAUUUUUCCCUUUCUUCCCGUUUUACUUUUUUUCUUAUUUUUAAUUUAGUGAAAAUGUUAAAUUGUACAGAUUUGGAGUGUAUUCUUCAUCACCAUCACUAUUAUGCUCAAUUGCAUCAUUUAACUCAUGGGACUCAUAUUCAGGAUGGAGGACCCGCGCUUUCGACAGAAAGCGAAGGAUCUAGUCAAGAUUCCAUUCAAAGUCUUCUAAAUGAUACGGAUUCGGAAUUAUCAGAUUUAUCCCACUUAGAUGCACCAAAUGAAAGUUUGUACAUGAUUGGAGGAGUUCUUAUUGCCAUGGUCCUUGUCGGUCUGAUAAUAAUCCUUCUGGCGGUUACGAUAAAUAAGUUGAGGAAAAGGGAGGAACACGGUAACAGCGUUCAUCCAGCAGAUGUUGUUCUUCAACAAACCACCACCAAUUCCAACAACGGGACGACGAUUUCCCUUAAUAAUAACAACAACGUGCAAAUCAACCAAAUUAAUCAAAAUAAUCAUCAACCGACAACCGAUCCAUUCGUUAGAUGGCAAUUCCCUCCACCAGAACCAAAACCAACGUACAAUCAAGACCAGGAUUCGCUUGUACAAAACUUACCGAGGGAUAGACCAGGUUUUGUGACGGGAUUUAGGAAGAAUUUGGGUGGUAAAUGGAGGCGUUUAGUAAAAAAGAAGCCGACAACGGAAGUGUAUACGAUACCGGCCGAAUUGAAGCCUCAAUUAAAACAAAUUUACGUGUAUUAAAAAAAUUUAAAAAAAUAAUCUAAGAGAAUAAAGAAAGAAAAGGAUCCCCCAAAAUAAAAAACGAGGACCUAGACAACUUCCUUCCCAUGAGACUGAUCAACACUAAUUUUACUAUUAAAAAUAGGAUACUUUUUUGUACAGAUUAAAAAAAUUAGACCGUGUUCGUUCCGUUUAGUAUUCUGACCUUUCUGGACUAAGUUGUAAAUAUUUUUUGGACAAAGAAUAAGAUUCAUAAAAAAAAAACAAGAAAAUGUAAAACUUUCAGUUUGUGAUUUAUUUUUAUUUAGUGAUUUAUAAAAAAAUAGUUACUUGAAACUUUAGAAGAGAGUAAAUAUUUCCGAAACGCUUUUUUAGACCUUAGACUUGUAUAAGUUUUAAUUUUAUUAAGUAAUAUUAUUUUAUUUUUAUCUUUCCGACCGAUUUUGGUUGUAUUUCGCUCAUAUUGAGCGCCACAUAAGGUAAUUGUUAAGAAAUCGAUCAACUCAAUACAACAAUCAAUUAAAUUAAAAAUCUAUUAGCGCAACUGAGACAACUGGUUUUGCCUCUCAGUCAACUAGUCAAUUAAUUGUAUAACUCGCCCUAGAAAAAUUAAAAAUUAU